Messenger RNA from Prunus mume (Japanese apricot), 2229 nucleotides. Lineage: Eukaryota; Viridiplantae; Streptophyta; Magnoliopsida; Rosales; Rosaceae. The record is from RefSeq and is a predicted model, not a curated record.
UCCCCACCACCCGCAAAACCGCUGGCCCUAAAUCCCUUCUCUCUCUCUCUCUCUCUCUCUCACUUUCUCUUCUCUCAGUUUUAUUUUUGGCUUUUGAAAAAAAGCUAAAAGAAACACCAAGGAAGAAUCACAAACCCUAGAAAUUACGCAGAAAAAGAGGGUUUUCCGAUCCAAAAUGACGCAAUAGCCCUCCCCUCUGCUUUGAAUUGCACACCUUUUGAGUUUGUUCGGGUUAUUUCUCUCGCUGGUUAAGGUAAGGGCCGAGGAGGUCCAGAUAUAUUUCAUUUUCACGUCUGAUCCGGAGUGUGUCUGUUUGGUUGCCGAGAAAGUUGAGGCAUCAAAAUAACAAGUUUAUUUGCUUGGAGGAACGAAGCGGCAAAAUGGUUCUUGAUUUAUUUACAAGUUUUUGUUUUGGUUUAUGACGUGAAAUUUGCUUGGUUUCUCACUUGUGCCUUGAUUGCUAACCCUUCGCUCUGACUGAAUUGUCAUCAUGGUCGCCACUGCUGCUACUUCAUCGAUCUUUCCAAUUCCUUCUCCAAACCAAGACUCUGGUGCCAAAAAUGCGAAGCUUGGAACUGGGUCUGCUGGUUUAGGACUCAAAUCGAAAUCUGCAUCGGGCAGUUUGCAGGUAAAGGCAAAUGCUCAAGCCCCUUCAAAGAUAAAUGGCGCUAGCGUUGGUUUGGCAACUGUUGAAAGUGGGAAGAAUGGGGAUGACAUGUCAUCCCCUCCUGCACGGACUUUCAUUAACCAAUUACCUGAUUGGAGUGUGCUCCUUGCUGCUAUUACCACAAUCUUCUUGGCUGCAGAGAAGCAAUGGACGAUGCUUGAUUGGAAACCCAAGCGGCCUGACAUGCUUAUUGACCCAUUUGGUUUAGGAAGAAUUGUUCAGGAUGGUCUUGUCUUCCGCCAAAACUUCUCAAUUAGAUCAUAUGAAAUAGGUGCUGAUCGUACGGCUUCAAUAGAGACGUUAAUGAAUCAUUUACAGGAAACAGCACUUAAUCAUGUUAAGACUGCUGGGCUUUUGGGAGAUGGCUUUGGUUCAACACCAGAGAUGUCAGUAAGGAACCUGAUAUGGGUGGUAACUAAAAUGCAGGUUGUAGUAGACCGCUAUCCUACUUGGGGUGACGUUGUUCAAGUUGACACUUGGGUUAGUGCCUCUGGGAAGAAUGGUAUGCGUCGUGAUUGGAUCCUCCAGGAUUGCAAAACUGGCCAAAUUUUAACAAGAGCCACUAGUGUGUGGGUGAUGAUGAAUAAGCUGACGAGGAGAUUAUCCAAAAUUCCUGAUGAAGUUCGAGGUGAAAUAGAGCCUUUUUUUAUGAAUUCUCCUCCUGUUGUGGAGGAGGACAGCAGGAAACUGCUGAAACUUGACGACAAGACAGCGGGCUUUGUUCGCGCUGGUUUAACUCCUAGGUGGGGUGAUUUAGAUAUCAACCAGCAUGUUAAUAAUGUGAAGUACAUUGGCUGGAUCCUUGAGAGUGCUCCCUUGCCAAUCUUGGAGAGUCACGAGCUUUCUUCUUUGACUCUGGAGUAUAGAAGGGAGUGCGGGCGGGACAGUGUGCUUCAGUCCCUGACUGCAGUCUCAGGUGCUGAUAUCGGCAAUUUGGGAAGCAAUGGCGGCGUUGAGUGCCAGCACUUGCUCCGACUUGAGGAAGGAGCUGAGAUUGUAAGGGGAAGGACUGAGUGGAGGCCCAAAUAUGCCAACAAUCUUGGGAUUGUGGGUCAGCUUCCGGCAGAAAGCGCUUAGCAAAAUAUUUGGGUUCUUUUAAGGCUGGAUGGAUCGUCACUAGUCACCUCGCCGUGUGCCCAUUGCUUCUGUAGAAUCCUGCUCGUGUUUCUCGGAUUUAUAUAUGUUUCUUCUUUCUAUAUAUAUAAUUUAUAUAUAUUCUCUCUCCCAUCUGUCAUCAUUCGAAAAAGAUAAAAUGUAGUCCCGUUGUAAUUAGCCGUUGUGUUCUCUCCUCUCUCUCUCUCUCUCCUCCGCCUCCUCGUGCCUCUAUUCUAUUGGUUUUGUGCCACUUGGAACCUUAGCUGUAGCUGUAACUGUAACUCCAGGUUAAUUGCCUUGGUUAAACUGGGCAAGACAAGACAAGACAUGUAUUUUUCUUUUUUUUUUUUGCCAUUUUUUCUAGUUAGAUAUGGGAAAUUUUUUUCAUUGGUUUGGUUCACAUUUGGAUCGUUUAAUACGGCUGAAACGUUAAUGAAUAAUGACAUCGGCUUGCACUGUUUUCUCUA